This is a messenger RNA of Hippocampus comes (tiger tail seahorse), 6177 nucleotides long. It is a transcript of the gene fbxl19, whose product is annotated as F-box and leucine rich repeat protein 19. The record is from RefSeq and is a predicted model, not a curated record. NCBI's taxonomy places the organism in Eukaryota, Metazoa, Chordata, Actinopteri, Syngnathiformes, Syngnathidae. Bases 375 to 2870 code for a protein of 831 amino acids. The transcript is spliced from 11 exons. Gene Ontology annotation, molecular function: protein binding; DNA binding; zinc ion binding.
AACGCGCGAGCGCGCGCGCUGAGAGGUGCGCGGCAGAGAGAGUGAGAGCGAGCGAGCGAUUGAGAGAGAGAGGGGGGUGAAUGGGCUAGUCCCACAGCAGCAGCACUUCGCCCUUCGCCUCCUCUUCCUCAAUACCCAUUAGUUGUCUGAUCAUAAACACAUCGGCUGCGCCGGGCUAGCUGGCCAGGAGCUAGCUAGAGGCUAUCGGCGGCAUGAAGCGCGCGUGAGACGGCAGCAACCAAACAAGGAAGCUGACGGACGGACGCAGGGACUGACGACAAGCUAUCGCGGCUAGCUGGUUGGACGGCUAAUCUUGUUGCUAAUGUGCGAGGCACGAGCAUGCGAGCUGAUAGCCAGAGCUGACUCGUUGUGGGAUGUCGGGCAGUAAGGCGCUUGGCGGUGGGGCGAGGCGCAGGAGGACGCGGUGCCGCCGCUGCCAGGCGUGCACCCGCAGCGAGUGCGGCGAGUGUCACUUCUGCAAGGACAUGAAGAAGUUUGGGGGGCCCGGACGUAUGAAGCAAUCUUGCCUGCUCAGGCAGUGCACGGCGCCUGUACUCCCGCACACGGCGGUGUGCCUGGCGUGUGGCGAGGCGGGGAAGGAGGACACCGUAGAGGGCGACGAGGACAAGUUCAGCCUGAGCCUGAUGGAAUGUACGAUCUGCAACGAAAUCAUACACCCACGCUGCCUCAAGAUGGGCAAGGCGGAGGGCAUCAUCAACGACGAGAUUCCCAACUGCUGGGAGUGUCCCAAGUGCCACAAGGAGGGGAAAACCAGCAAGGAGCAAGCUGACAUGUUGGCCAAGAGGCGUCUGGACAACGGUGAGCUGGGCCGCUGGAAGCUGACGGACGAACCGCCACCCAAGAAGGAGGCGCCCAGGCCGGAAGGCGGGCACAAGAGGAGGAAGGAGAUGCUGCCCUCGGAUGGCGGACCCAAGAAAAAGAUGAAGGGUGCGCACGAGAAACGUCUCAAAAAGAAGCCCAAACAAGAAGGAGCAGAGUCCAAUGGCCCUGCCUCCUCAGCGGGAGGAUCGUCUCUGGGCUCCACUUCCUUUGUGACAGCAACGGGCGAUGGACUGGGAGGCGGGGGAACCAGCACAGAUCAGCGCUCGCAUCACCGGGAAAAACUGGAACGCUUCAAGAGGAUGUGCCUGCUGGAGCGCCGGCCCGACUCGUCGUCGUCGUCGUCAUCCUCCAGCUCCGAGUCGGACUCCGAAUCAGACUCGGAUAACUCGCUCCGCAGGGUAGGAGCCUCCUCGCCUUCCUCACCGCCUCCCGUCACUCAUGGCAACAGUGGUUCAGGACGGACGGAACGGAGCCGCAACGAGCGGGACCGGCGCCUGGCGGAGUUGGGUUUCAGUGCAAGUGACGAGUCGGACGAUGAGGACGAGGAGCGGGAGGAAGAGGAGCGGGCGGGAGACAAAGUGCGGCGGAGAGGAGAUGGAGACACGCCCGGAGUAGGAGAAGCCUCUGCACUGCGGGGGAGAAAAUCUGCCGCGAUAGACGGAGACGAGGCCGAGCCGCUGCCUUCAGACAGAGUUGGGAAAAACUCGUCCCUCCCGCCGCCCUCGCCGCUCUCAUCCAAUCAAAUGGCCCCGUCCUCACAACACAGCAACGGGCAGGAGCCACGCAACGGACGUGCACGCGGCGAAAAGGAGAACACUAGCAGCCUGCUGACCAAUCACAGACAUGGCGGGGCGGCGGGGGGCGGGACCAAAGGCAACAAGAGUCGACAGAGGAACUCUGUCCCCACUUCCAACGGGGGGCGAGGAGGGAGCGGUAGCGGUGGCCCGCUGGUGUCGGCCACGGCGGCCUCGCCCUGCUCAGGGGCGGCGGGGCGUUCGCAUGUGAUGAAGCGCAGCCCUCCCGCCGUGCCGUCGCCGCCGCGUCCCGUCCAGAUGGAGCGCCACCUGGUGAGGCCGCCGCCCGCCUGCCCCGAGCCCAGCUGCCUCCCGCUGGACUCGGGCUGCGCGCACAUAAUGACGCGCGACGCCUGGCUGUGGGUCUUCACCUUCCUCACCCAGCGUGAGCUGUGCCUGUGCAUGCGCGUGUGUCGCACGUGGAGCCGCUGGUGUUGCGACAAGCGUCUGUGGAGUCGGAUCGACCUGAGCCGACAGCGCUCCAUCACGCCACCCAUGCUCAGCGGGAUCAUUCGCAGACAGCCCGUCUCGCUCAACCUUGGACACACCAACAUCUCCAAGAAGCAGCUCGUCUGGCUCAUCAGCCGCCUGCCAGGCCUGGCGGAGUUGACGGUGGCGGGCGUGGCGUGGCCAGCAGUGUCGGCGUUGUGUCAGGGCGUGCGGUCGUGUUUGCGCAUGUUGGACUUGAGCGGUGUGGACGACUUGAAGGACGCUCACCUGAGGGAGCUGCUGGCCCCACCCCCCGACAGCAGGACAGGGCGCGGCGGCAGUGGCGGCGCGGAGCCGCGAGCGGGCCGUUUUCACAACGUGACGGAGCUGCGGCUGUCCGGGCUGGACCUGACGGACGCGGCAUCCCGCCUGCUGGUGCGCUUUGUGCCGCGUCUGGCCAAGCUGGACCUCAGCCACUGCGCCAACGUGUCGGAUCACAGUGUGGCCACGCUGGCUGCGCCCACCUCGCCGCUCAGACACACCCUUACGCACCUCAACCUGGCAGGUUGUGUGAAGGUGACUGAGCAGAGCGUCCCGCUGUUGCGCCGUUGUCCGUCCCUGCAGACGGUGGACCUUCGCUCGUGUUCGCUGCUUCCCACCGAAGCGGGACAACUCCUCUGCUUCCCAGCGCAGCCGUCCUCGUCUUCGUCCUCGUCCGCUUCCUCUUCCUCCGUCUCCAACGCCACGCUCGCUGCUUCCACUUCCUGUCCGCCUGAGGACAGGACGCUGCUAAAGAACAGCUAAACGCUAAGUGCCCCGUGGCAUCAUGGGACAUUUGAGAACACUACAGGUGAGGAGGAGGAGGAGAAGAAAGAGGAGAAAUGUGUUGGCAUACCUCUGAGCGUGUACAUAUUUGUUCUCUGUACAAACGUCUGUGUGUGUGUGUGUGUGUGUGUGUGUGUGUGUGUGUGUGUGUGUGUGUCUGUCUCUCUGUCUCUGUAGUUUCAUGUAAAUGAGCCCGCACACCCCCAGAGACCACCACUUUCACGACCCCCGACCCAAAGCCGUAGAAAUCAACUAAUGUGACACAACAUCGCAGGCAGUGCAACUGAUUAGAUUCCAAAAUGGAUUAUACAGAAUAGAUCUUUUCCACAGAAAGCUCACAAUGUUUAUCUGUGAUGUUCAUCUGACGGUAGCAUCGCAGCCACUAAAUGCGCGAGGAGGAGGAAGAUGCUCCCAAUUUGAAGACAACAGAGGGUUUUUUUUUGUUUUUUUUUUUUUUUUUUGCUUGUUUAUUUUAUUUGUUACCAAGGCAAGCACCCCCGGUCUUAAGACAUAUCAUUUUUUUGACACCAAAUCAUUUUUCAUAUCUUCAAAGUAAUGAUGCAUCAUAUUGCUGAGGUUGUAUUUGAUGAAUAUAGUGUCGGGUUCAUCUCCCACUGGCGUCCUCCUUUUGGGAACCAGUGCAUCCUCGCACCUAGUCAGGGGCGAUUAGAACAGCCGACGGCCCAGACAAGCAAGCCUUUGGACACAAUACACCAUAAAAUCCACUUUUAAAAGCCAAAAUGUGUCCUGAAGCUAAUGCAAGGUAAAGACAGGAAUAGAGACAACAUGGCGUCCAUAAACCACGUGACUUGGGUUAAACCGGUGCCGAGCAGUGUGCUGACUUGAAAGAAAGUCCUUGCUUUGGUUUCUACGGCUUUGGCCCCCGCCCCCGUUCACCUGCGUGUCAGCACAACUGCAGGAAGUCUUCCCUCUUGUCAAGACGUUCUUUGCUAGGCUAAGCUGAGUCAUACGCUACCGAACUAGGCUAAGUCAUAAUGCUGUGGAUCUUAAGCUAGUCUUGCUGUGCUGUUCAGGUUUAAAGGGGAACUAAACCAAAGAUGUCAAGCCUUUUUCGAAAUUAAAUGUGCAUAUAUUUUUACUCGUGGUGUUUGAACGAACAUCUACUUUUUAACCAACCAACCUCCCGCGAUUGACCCGUUACCACACGUGCACGCAUACAUGCGCACCCAUGCACAUGCGCGCAUACGCAUGCAUGCGCACAUACCCGGGCACCCCUGUCUUAAGUGAUGCUUUUUCCUAAAAUAUACAAAAUAUGUUUCUAAAUAUUAGCAUUCACUCAUACUUAUUCACCAAGCCGCCUCCCUUUCAAGACAGUUUCAUAGGCCAACAUAAAGUUUGAACAAAGCACGCUCAGUCUAACUAGUAAUGUGACCUGCAGCCACCAUCUUUGUGGAAUGAGCACUUCAAACACCACUAAUAUACUGCUCUUCUCACCUAUUAUUGUUCCAUUUCCACUAUUUUACUUGAAAAGUAAGACAUUUUGAUGCAUCGAUGUGAAGAAUAUCUUGCAUGCAAAUGUAUGUAUUCCUGGGUUUAGUUCCCCUUUAAGGAAAUGUCCUCUUUUGGAGAUGAUGAUCUGGUUCAUGUUAGCAUAGUUGGCACAAAAAUACGCUGUGCUGGCUUUUGCAUUUUAGCAACAGUAAUUGAAGAAGAAGACAAGUAAAACAAUUUUGGAGGUGAAUGUCAGAGGACCCUUCCUGUUAAGCUAGGCUAACUAGCCGCUGUUCCGCUUGUCAUAUGGUAUGUGCACACAUGGACUCCAGUGUUCACGGUUGCAUGUUUUGUCACUCCAAAACAGUCGGCGGGCUCGGCAACCACAUGGUUUUUCUGAAAAGCCCUCUCGGUUUUGGCGACUUGCCAUUCCAUGCUAACUUUGUCUUGUAUGUCGUCAACUUGACUAGCAGCGAGCUAACAGUGUUGGCAACAGAUCACCCGACGCUUGCAAUGCUAUGAAUCGGUUAACAAAAAUCAAUCUGAGAUGAUUUUCCGAGCUCAUUAGCAUGUUAGCAGACCGGGCUCGUCAGCUAGCAUUUGGUGGCGCGCUAACAGAUGGUUGAUCAAAAGUCGGAAGGCUCACCGGAUGAAAGAACAAAAGCUUACCAAAUGUUGAAAUAAGCUUCAUUUUUCAAUUGUUUACACAAGUCUUUGACUGUUGGUCGGACAAAACUGUGACAAAUUGUGGCCGUUCAGCAGCGGCUUGUCAAAUCGCUCCUUAUUUUACUUGCUAGCAGUGCUGGCAGAGUGCCAGCUUGUUGGAUGAUUGCAAGGUUUGCUUCCUGUUCACCUUGUGUCAUCAAGUUGAUCACUCAACUAUAGAGUUCACUAUAUAAAAAUAGCUAACAAUAUAUAUACAUAUAUAUAUAUAUAUAUAUAUGAUUAAGGACUUAUUCUUUCAGUCCUAGAGUCAACUAUUUAGUCCACUAUAUAAAAAUCUUAAUAGAGUGAAUUCUGGAGUUGUUCAUUAGCAACUGUCUAAGUCCACUGUCUAAAAAUCCCCAUGGUCACGCGCUAGCAGGAUGCUAGCAGGGUUGGCUUCCCGUUAGCCGUGUCGUGCCAACAAGUUUGCUGGUCAACUCACAUGUUGAUUGUGUGUAUGUGUGUGGGGGGUGGUUUUUUUUUUUUUUUUUUUGGUUUUGUUUUUUUAAUUCUGCUUUUCCCGUCUUGUGCAGGUUAGCCUCCAAGUUGCCUGGCAACAAGUGGGGAGAUGAAAUCUGAUUGGACGAAGGUCCUCCUAGCUCUUAACUAUUUAGCAGUACACGCGCUGAAUCGACGUAUUUGUAUUUCUGGAUAUUUUCAAAUGCACUGGAUCAUCAGGACCUUCAUCCAUCCUUUGCCAAAAUGUGUUUUCUUGUAAAAAGGGGCAUUUUAUUUGAUUUUGUCAUUUUGUUGUUCUUAUACUUUGUCCAAAACUCUUCCUUUGUGUUGAUGGGAAGAUGAGGAGGCAACUUGGAAGAAAAAGCAAAAGAGCAACUCAAGGCAGCUAUGACGAAUGAGUGACUACUGUAAAACAAAUAAAGAACCAAUGAGUUGUUUUUUUUAAAUUCCAUUUUUUAACGUUAUAAGACGACUGUGCUCUUCAGGAGGGCGGAGCUUCGCCCACCUGACAUCCUGUCCGUUGUAGGACAAAUAAAACAGACAUGUCAUCAACACAUGACAUGCUCUGCAUGUGUUUAUGCUUAUAAUAAACGGUUACUAUUUAAGAAGCACACAUCCAUUGAAAAAAAAUGUUCGAUAUAACGCAAGGCUGGAAUUGGGCCGAAACCUG